UGUUGGUGCACAUGCUGUAAAGUGCUGCUAUCAAAAACUGAGUUUUUGCAUGAAUAGCAUUGGGGUUUGUCUCAUUUGUCCAUUUUCAAAGGAGAUGCUAUCUUAACUGAGAGUCCUUUUGUGUAAACCUGAUCCCAUCUGCCUGGUUUGGAAAGGAAAGAGUUACAGUCAGGGUGGCUUAUUUUCCUUCCCACCUACUACCUGAACUGCAGGUGCUCAGCCGGGAGGCUGUUUAGUCAUAUAGCAAAGGAGAACCAAGGGCAACAAUAAGAGGGAAAGGCAUUGUUUUCCCCUGAGGUUCCAAAUACAAAAGCCCUAGUUGCUUCUAGGAUUUUGAUAUGUAGAACGGCAGAACAAACCAGGGAAGCAUCACCAUGAGGUCUUUCCCAUCCAGGCGCCUCUCUGUUAUAUACAGCAUACCUACUCCUUGCGACUCACACUUUCUCUCUGGACUGGGUCUGCCUUUUCACCACAGCCAAGCUUCACAAGAAGAUAUUGCGAGUCGAAAGCAUUCUUUUGGCCAAAAAGUGCAUUUUCGUUUCUGGAAAAGAUGUCUUUUACAAAUGUUACCUGUGAUUUCCUUGACUGUCACUGUGAUUCUGCUGGUGCUGUACUAUACGUUAUCUCCUGCAUUCUCUUUCAUCUACAUUGGUGGAAGUCUAGAAAUUCCUAACUUGACCUACACAAGUGACCUAAUGCACCCCAAAUCGCAUACGUUUAUAUUGCAAGCUGAAGCUGUCCAGAAUUGUUUUCCAGAAUUGUAUGGAUCUUCUGCCUUAGGGAAUUAUUACUUGACAUCUGUUAUUACUGCUUUUAGUGAAGGAAAGAGUGGCCUUCGAGCUUAUUACUGGAGUACAUUUUGGGCCCCACAAGAUAUGGUUCUUUCUAUUCAAAAUCUGUCUUCGACGAAGCAAAAGCAAAUACUCAGUAAACGGGCACCUGCAACUGAAAACAGCACGGCUGAAGUAUAUUCUUUGGAGGAGAAUUUUGAUGUUAUUACCAUGGAGCUCUUUGUUUCAGAUUCUAUGGACUAUGAUGUGACAUGGAAAGCAGUGGCCUUUGACCUCUAUGCAAAGCCUGGUAAUAACAGGACCUUAACACUGAUGAAUCCUAAGAGAUCUUUUUAUCAGUGGAGGCUGCGAGUUCCAUCGGACCACGUUGUGAGACUAGUGGUUGUUCCCUUGCAUAGCGUGACUCCUGGGAGCUGUGCAUCUCACAGACUAUCCGCAUAUGACUUCCUUCUCCCUCUGCAAAACAAGAUCAUUACAAGAUGGUGUGGGUCGUCUGGGGCCUGGACGUCCCCAGUUAUACGUUUAACUUCAUCGAGUAAUGUCAUGUUGGUCACAUUCUCCUUGGACCGAAGAAAAGAGAGCAAUAUAUUGAAUGCAUAUUUUCAAGCAGUUCCUAAAAUUGUAUGUGGUGGUCGAUACAUCUCUUGGAAUGGGACUGUAAUUUCUCCAUACUACCCAAGUUACUAUCCACCGAAUAUUGACUGCCACUGGAUUAUUAGAGCACCACUGCCUGGCUAUAGAUUGCUGCUAAAAAUUCUUGUAAUACAAGUUCAGGAACCAUCCCUUGGAUCCAAUAGAUGUGAUAAAGAUUGGUUGGAAAUUGAUGGAAUUAGAUAUUGUAAACCUAUUGGGGAAGGCAGCAGGGUCAAGGAAUAUGGUUAUUCAGUGGCCAUCCAUUUCCAUUCAGAUGAACUGGUCACACACAGGGGUUUUUAUAUUGAAUUCAGAGCUUUCAGCCACACAGACCCUUGUCCUAGGCAAUUUAAAUGUUCCGACAAAACAUGUGUCUCUUUAAACAGUAGAUGUGAUGGGUGGAAAGACUGCGCCGAUGGAAGUGAUGAGGUAAACUGUGGUUGCAAUCCCGUGAAGUCUAAUUGUGGUAAUGGGAAGUGUAAACACCAUUCCAGGCCUUGUAAAGGAGAUGGCAGCUGUGAAAGUGAGAGUGAUGAGGAGGAAGACAAUUGCGCCUAUAGAAGCUGCUCACAGCAUGCAUAUAAAUGUCUAAAUGGAAAGUGUCCAAUAAAGCAAAACCCAGAGUGUGAUGGAAUAAGAGACUGUGCAGAUGGAUCUGAUGAAAUGAACUGUGCAUGUGGAAGGAGUCAGGUAAAAAGACCCAGAAUUGUUGGUGGUGAAGAUGCAAAGUAUGGAAAGUGGCCUUGGCAAGCCAGCUUGCAGCUAAAAACAUAUGGCCAUAUAUGUGGUGCAUCUAUUAUUUCAAAUAGUUGGCUGGUAUCUGCUGCCCAUUGCUUUCAGGACUCCGAUUCGAUAAGAUACUCUAUAGCAUCUGGCUGGACAGCAUAUAUGGGUAUAAAGGUCAUUAACAGAAACAAUGAUAAUCACGUAGCGAUGAGAUCGAUCAAAAGGAUUAUUGUUCACCCACAUUAUGACCAAUAUAUCUCAGACUAUGACAUUGCCCUGUUGGAAAUGGAGUCACCAGUAUUCUUCAAUGAGCUGGUACAGCCCAUAUGUUUACCAAGCAGUCGUAGACUAUUAAUUUAUGGAACUGUCUGCUAUGUAACUGGCUGGGGAGCCGUAAAAGAAAAUAGUGAACUUGCAAAAACACUGCAAGAAGCGAAGGUGAAAAUAAUUGAUCAGAGUGUUUGCAACAAGCUUUAUGACGAUCUGAUUACUUCUCGGAUGCUGUGUGCUGGGAACCUUAAUGGUGGCAUUGACGCAUGUCAGGGUGACUCUGGGGGUCCGUUAGCCUGUUUAGGAAGAGGGAACAGAUGGUACCUUACAGGCAUUGUCAGCUGGGGUGAAGGGUGUGCUCGACGGAAUCGCCCUGGCGUUUACACCAAGAUCACAACACUUUAUGACUGGAUUCGUCAAUACACAAAAUGACAGAUGAGUUCUGGAGAAAGCCAAAAAAUGCAAAGCAAUGUACACACACUUCAGAACAUAAGAGCCUUGUUGGAGCAGGACAAAGGCCCAUCUAGUUCAGCAUAUGGUUCUCACAGUGACCAACUGAAGGACUGUGGGAAACCUUGAAGCAGGAUCUGAGUACAAGAGCACUCUCCUGCCUGGUGGUUUCCAGCAACUUAUAUUUAGAAGUAUACUGUCUCUGAUGGUGGAGGCAGAGAAUAGCCAUCAUGGCUAGUAGUCCCAUCCUUUCCUUUAAUGGUGGGUAGUUCUUCAGGUUGUGUGUGCUUUGAAUGAUACUGAGUAUGCCAAGAGGCAACUGCCCACUCUUACACCUCAGUAACUUUGCAAGCAGAGGUGGAUUUAAGACAUGGAGCCUAGGGGGCACCGUAACUAUGUUGGAGAGUGGAAGGUGAGAGGUGGGGCGGGGCGAAUUUUGGCAUUGCACAGGGAGCUGCUGAAAUUUGAGACCCCAAGGUCUGCCACUGCUGGAAGACUACAGAAAGAGAAGAGUGCCUCUUCUUUUGGAUUUCAGAUAUCGAGGGAUGUUGACAUGGGCAGACAUUCCUUAAACAAAAAGGGAGCAUAUUGGUGUGAAGGGAAUAGUGAAAGAAUAUCAGAUCAGUGACCAAACAUAUCUAAGAUUAUGACUAAGAUUAUGGUAUCCUCCCAAAUAAACAUAAAGGAUACCAUGGACAAAUUUGCAUCGAGAGAAACUAAGAUGUAAUGUUCAGUUGAUAGUGAUGAUUCAGAAGAAAUUAUAUGCCACCUUUCAUUUCAAGAAGAUUCCCAUUGUGUUUACAAACAAAUAAAAGCCAACAGCAAAAUAAUGAGUAUAAAUACAGCUAGUCAAGAUUAAAAUACACAAUAAAACAGCUUCAUCUAAACAUGAAAACAUCCAUUAAUUAAAAUGUGCAGCAAACAAGCCCAUUAAGACAGUGUAACAGUUACACUAGUUAAAAGAACAAUCAAAAGAAGAGGUUCUAUUUAGGAGAUCAGGGGAAUAUUUGCUUAAGCAGGUGUGACUUUGAGAGACAGGGGAAUGGUAAUAUUUCAGCAGGAAGAGAAAUUCACAACACUGGUGUCACCAGUGAAAAAGCCCACUAACAUGUUACCAUAAGCCAAAAAUCAUUAGGUCAUGGCAAAUAUAAUCAGGUUUCAUUUGUUGAUCUAAACGUCUUUGCUGGUCUUUCGGGUAACCCUGUUGCAAAGUUGCUUUAAAUGCAAGUAACAGGAUUUUUAAAGUGGUUUGGUUUUAAUAGGUAGCCAGUGGAGAUCCUUCAGCAAUGGUGUGUGACAUGCACCACCUGGGCUGCAUUAUUCUGCACCAGCCACAGUCUGCCCCAGGCAAAAGCAAAGCCCCACAUAGAACACAUUGGAAAAGACUAAACAGAAGGACACCAACACAUGUGCCACAGUGACUACGUUAUUCCUGACUGGAAAAUGACACAGUUUG
This is a messenger RNA of Podarcis raffonei (Aeolian wall lizard), 4326 nucleotides long. RefSeq names its product suppressor of tumorigenicity 14 protein homolog. Gene Ontology annotation, biological process: acrosome reaction; proteolysis. The transcript is spliced from 19 exons. Bases 375 to 2852 code for a protein of 825 amino acids. Gene Ontology annotation, molecular function: protein binding; serine-type endopeptidase activity. The record is from RefSeq and is a predicted model, not a curated record. Lineage: Eukaryota; Metazoa; Chordata; Lepidosauria; Squamata; Lacertidae.